AUGUUCUCCAACAUGGUGUCCAAGCUGACGUCCCUGCAGCAGGAGCUCCUGAGCGCCCUGCUGGACUCCGGGCUGACCAGGGAGGUCCUGAUCCAGGCGCUGGACGACAUGGACCCGGACGCGGCCGCGCAGGGCUUCGGCGUCAAGCUGGAGAGGCCGCAGCCGCCGUCGCCGUCGCCGCGUCGGGACGGCGACGCCAAGCCCGCCGCCAAGCUGUCCGGCGACGAGGGCUCGGAGGACGGCGACGACUACGACACGCCGCCCAUCCUCAAGGAGCUGCAGUCGCUCGACACCGAGGAGGCCGCCGAGCAGCGCGCCGAGGUCGAGCGCAUGCUGGCGGAGGAUCCGUGGCGCGCGGCGCGCAUGAUCAAAGGCUACAUGCAGCAGCACAACAUCCCGCAGCGGGAGGUGGUGGACGUCACGGGCCUGAACCAGUCGCACCUGUCGCAGCACCUGAACAAGGGCACGCCCAUGAAGACCCAGAAGCGCGCCGCCCUCUACACCUGGUACGUGCGCAAGCAGCGGGAGAUCCUCAGACAGUUCAACCAGGCGGCGCAAGGUUCUGGCGGCAAUUUGUCCGACAAAGCCAAUCAGGAUCAGGUGUUUUUUUUCCCAGAGUUCAACCCGUCAGCUCAUCUCGGCGGCGGCGGCGGCGGCGGCGACGAGGUCGGCGGCGAGCCCUCCUCCAAGAAAAUGCGGCGUAACCGUUUCAAGUGGGGGCCCGCCUCGCAGCAGAUCCUCUACCAGGCCUACGAGAGGCAGAAGAACCCCAGCAAGGAGGAGAGGGAGGCGCUGGUCGAGGAAUGCAACAGAGCCGAGUGCCUCCAGAGGGGCGUGUCGCCGUCCAAAGCGCAGGGCCUGGGCUCCAACCUGGUGACGGAGGUGCGCGUGUACAACUGGUUCGCCAACCGACGCAAGGAGGAGGCGUUCAGGCAGAAGUUGGCCAUGGACGCCUACAGCACGCCGCCCACGCACGGCAUCAACCCGCUGCUCUCGCACGGCUCGCCGCACCAUCCGCAGACCAGCGCUUCACCCCCAAGUACGAGCAGCCUGCGCUACAGCCAAGGCCCCGGCGAGGUGACGUCGUCCACGAGCAUUAGCCACCACGCUAGCAGCGGCAUGGCCACCAGCCAGUCGGUGCUCCAGCAGGUGUCUCCGGGGGGACUGGACCCGAGCCACAGUUUGCUGUCACCCGACACCAAGAUGAUUUCGGGUUCUGGCGGCGGCCUGCCUCCGGUCAGCACGCUGACCAACAUCCACAGCUCGCAUCACAGCCACCAGCAGACGCAAAACCUCAUCAUGCCGCUCUCGGGCGUCAUGGCCAUCGCGCAAAGUCUGAACACGUCGCAGUCUCAGUCGGUGCCGGUGAUCAACAGCGUGGCCGGCGGCCUGGCCACGCUGCAGCCCGUCCAGUUCUCGCAGCAGCUCCACAGUCCUCACCAGCCGCAGAGCCUCAUGCAGCAGUCGCCCGGCGGCCACAUGAGCCAGCAGCCCUUCAUGGCCGCCGUCACGCACUCGCACAGUCAGUCGCCGCAACUGUACCCUCACAAGCAGGAGCCGCCGCAAUAUUCGCACCCGUCGCGCUUCCCGUCGACCAUGGUGGUGACGGACGCCAACGGCAUCGGUACGCUCGGCUCCAUGUCGGCCAGCAAGACGGAGGCUCCGGUAAACAAGAUGGUGCAACUCGGAGGUCUCUCCUGGUGUCCUCUUCAAGCGUGGUGAGAGCGUGCGCCCCUGACCUCCUCGCUGCCCGGCAACCCCAGUGCAUUCUUUCCC
This is a messenger RNA of Phycodurus eques (leafy seadragon), 1776 nucleotides long. It is a transcript of the gene hnf1ba, whose product is annotated as HNF1 homeobox Ba. Gene Ontology annotation, cellular component: nucleus. The coding region runs from base 1 to 1722 and encodes 573 amino acids. The transcript has 10 exons. Gene Ontology annotation, biological process: pancreas development; liver development; insulin secretion. The record is from RefSeq and is a predicted model, not a curated record. NCBI's taxonomy places the organism in Eukaryota, Metazoa, Chordata, Actinopteri, Syngnathiformes, Syngnathidae. Gene Ontology annotation, molecular function: RNA polymerase II cis-regulatory region sequence-specific DNA binding; DNA-binding transcription factor activity, RNA polymerase II-specific.